Messenger RNA from Rosa chinensis, 1464 nucleotides. RefSeq lists its product as uncharacterized. Gene Ontology annotation, molecular function: protein dimerization activity. The record is from RefSeq and is a predicted model, not a curated record. NCBI's taxonomy places the organism in Eukaryota, Viridiplantae, Streptophyta, Magnoliopsida, Rosales, Rosaceae. The transcript has 2 exons. Bases 1 to 1464 code for a protein of 487 amino acids.
AUGAAAAGGCAAGUGAGUCCUACCAUCAACUUCAAGGGCAAGGACUUGAGGAAAUCAUUUUCUGCAUACCGCGAGGUAAGGAUGAACAAGAACAUCAGCAUUGCAGUUGAAGAGGACAAGAGUGCUACUUCAUCAGCUAUGGUAAAGUCUAGAAAGGCCUUCUUUUUCAAAAAGUUUGGCUUUCCGGUAAGUUACCUGAUUUUGAAGGAUUGUCCGUAUGCUUACUAUGUUCAUUGUUUAGCACAUAGAUUGCAAUUGGCUUUAGUAGCAGCAUCGAGAGAAGUUAUUCCUAUUCAAAAGUUUUUUACUAAAUUGACUUUUAUUGUCAAUAUUCUUGGUGCUUCAUGCAAGCGUAAUGAUGAAUUUCAAAGUGCUCAAGCAGAAGAGAUUGCAUAUUUGACUUCAAUUGAUGAACUUGAGACUGGAAGAGGACUUAACCAAAUUGGAACCUUGCAGCGUGCUGGAGAUACUCGUUGGAGUUCGCACUUCAGAUCUAUUUCUAGUUUGAGACAAAGGUUUAGCCCAACUUGUCAAGUUCUUAUGAACAUAAUUGAGGAAGGGAAGAGUCCUCAAGCAGGAGAUGCGGAUUCUGCUUAUGAAUCAAUGACAUCGUAUCAAUUUGUCUUCAUCUUACAUCUCAUGGAAGAAAUUAUGGAGAAUACUAAUGAACUUUGUCUAGCUCUGCAAAGUCAAUCUCAAGACAUUUUGAAUGCCAUGAAUCUUGUUUCCUCUACUAAAGCAUUCAUUCAAAAGUUGAGAGAUGAUGGAUGGGAUACUUUAUUUGCCAAGGUAAAUUCAUUUUGUGAGGCACGUAACAUAGAUAUCCCAGAUAUGAAUGCUCGUUAUGUUGGAAGAGGAGGUCGAGCUCGUCACCAACAAAAUGACUGGACAGUUCAGCAUUAUUACAAGGUAGAUAUAUUUUAUGCUGCCAUAGAUUCUCAAUUGCAAGAAUUGAAUAAUCGGUUUAAUGAGCAUGCUGUAGAGCUACUUAUUCUUAGUUCAGCUUUGGAUCCUAGAGAAAUAAGUAAGUGUUUCAAGAUUGAUGAUGUAUGUCAGUUGGUAGAAAAAUUCUAUCCACAUGACUUUGCAGAUCAUGAGAAACUACAACUCAAGAAACAACUUGAAUUUUUUGAGUAUGAUGUAGUUCAAGAUCAAGAGUUCAAAAGUAUUUCAAUUAUGUCUGAUUUAUCUCAGUGGUUAGUAAGAACUAGAAGAUCAACAAGGUAUCCACUUGUUUAUAGAGUGAUUGUGCUUGUGCUUACUCUUCCAGUGUCUACAGCAACUACAGAGCGAUCAUUUUCUGCUAUGCGUAUUGUCAAAACAAGGCUUCGUAACCGAAUGGAGAAUGACUUUCUUACAGACUCGUUAUUGAUGUACAUUGAGAAAGAAAUUGCAGAAAAAUUUACCAUCGACUCAAUAAUAGAUGACUUUCGAGACAUGCAAGAACGUCGAGUUAUGUUUUGA